Molecule: messenger RNA, 4390 nt
Organism: Manacus vitellinus (golden-collared manakin)
Lineage: Eukaryota; Metazoa; Chordata; Aves; Passeriformes; Pipridae
Gene: LRFN2
Product: leucine rich repeat and fibronectin type III domain containing 2
Exons: 3
Coding region: 354-2645 (763 amino acids)
Cellular component (GO): cell surface; postsynaptic density membrane
Molecular function (GO): protein binding
Source: RefSeq, a predicted model, not a curated record
GGUUUUUUAAACCAGACAGGAAAAGAACAAGUUAUUCACUUUUUUGUUCUUUCUUUUUCUUCUUCUUUUUCUUUUUUUUUUUUUCUUUCUUUCUCUUUUUUGUGCUUUGGAUACUACUGAACAAGGAGUCUCAGGGAUUCGCACGAUCGGACUUCAUUGAAUCAGGCUGCAUCUGACAAACAAUCUCGUCUGCAUUUUGGUUUGCUAGAGAUCAACCGGGAUUUUUUCUGAUUCUAUCUUCUUUUGAAAAAAGGAUGCAUGGCAUAGAAAGAAGGUCUAAGUGCCUGUCUGAGACUAUUUUACUGAACCUAGGAUAAAUGUUACUUCUCAAAGGUACUGCUGCGUGAUUUACAAUGGAAAAAUUGUUCUGCAGCAUCCUGGUGUUUGGAAUGGCUGUCACAGUCAAUGCUUGUCCCAAAUAUUGUGUCUGUCAGAACCUGUCUGAGUCACUGGGGACUUUAUGUCCCUCCAAGGGUCUCCUUUUUGUGCCGCUGGACAUAGAUCGAAGGACUGUUGAACUCCGUCUUGGGGGCAACUUUAUUAUUAAUAUCAGCCGACAAGAUUUUGCCAAUAUGUCUGGACUUGUUGACCUUACUUUGUCCAGAAACACCAUCAGUUACAUACAGCCCUACUCUUUCACCGACUUGGAGAGCCUUCGGUCUUUACAUCUGGACAGCAACAGACUACCUGACAUUGGAGAGGAUAUUUUGAGAGGUUUAAUUAACCUUCAGCAUUUGAUUUUAAACAACAACCAGCUAAGCAGCAUUUCUGAUGAAGCCUUUGAGGAUUUUUUGCUGACAUUGGAAGACUUAGACCUUUCCUACAAUAACCUCCGAAGCAUUCCCUGGGAAUCUAUAAGAAAGAUGAUAAACUUGCACCAGCUCAGUUUAGAUCACAACCUGAUAGAUUAUAUAACAGAGGGGACAUUUGCAGAUCUUCAGAAACUGGCCCGAUUGGAUCUAACAUCCAACAGACUGCAGAAGCUUCCCCCUGACCCUAUAUUUGCCAGAUCUCAAGUAAUUCCAUUAGCCGUUACCCCAUUUUCUCCACCUUUGUCUCUCAGCUUUGGGGGCAAUCCACUGCAUUGCAACUGUGAGUUACUGUGGUUAAGGCGACUUGACAGAGAUGAUGAUAUGGAAACUUGUGCUUCUCCUCCAGGUCUAAAGGGAAGGUACUUCUGGUACGUACGGGAAGAAGAAUUUGUUUGUGAGCCUCCUCUUAUCACACAACAUACUCACAAGCUGCUGGUUUUAGAAGGGCAAACUGCUACGCUGAAAUGCAAAGCCAUUGGGGAUCCCACUCCCAUCAUUCACUGGGUAGCCCCUGAUGACCGUCUGAUCGGAAACUCUUCGAGGACGGCUGUCUAUGACAAUGGCACCUUAGAUAUACUCAUCACCACCUCCAAGGAUUAUGGAACUUUCACAUGCAUAGCAGCCAAUGCUGCUGGAGAGUCCACUGCAACAAUUGAACUCUCAAUUGUUCAGCUUCCCCAUCUCAGCAAUGGCACAGGCCGAUCAGCUCCCCCGAAAUCCAGGCUCUCCGACAUCACCAGCUCCACCAAGUCAAAUCGUGGGGAAACAAAAGGCCCACCAGAAAGGGCUGUCCUGGUGUCAGAUGUGACCACUACCUCAGCUUUGGUCAAGUGGACAGUGAGCAAGUCGGCCCCUCGGGUAAAAAUGUAUCAGCUGCAGUAUAACUGCUCGGAUGAUGAAGUCCUGAUCUACAGGAUGAUACCAGCUACAAACAAGGCCUUUGUUGUAACCAACCUUGUUUCCGGAACAGGCUAUGACCUCUGUGUCCUGGCAAUGUGGGAUGACACAGCCACGACCCUUACUGCCACCAAUAUAGUGGGAUGCGCCCAAUUCUUCACCAAAGAAGACUACCCUCAGUGCCAGUCAAUGCACAGUCAGUUCCUGGGUGGGACCAUGAUUCUGAUCAUUGGAGGCAUCAUUGUGGCAACUCUGUUGGUGUUCAUUGUAAUACUCAUGGUCCGCUAUAAGGUCUGCAACAAUUCUCAAGGGAAGAUGUCUAAUGUCAGCAAUGUCUACUCACAGACAAAUGGAGCACAACCAGUUCAGAAUGGAGUCCUGCCCCAAGUCAAUCCCAAAGUGGUGGUGAGGAAUGAACUUAUGGAGUUUAACUGUCAGUCUGCACGGAGUAGCAUCUCCUCUUCCUCCAGCUCUGCAAAUAGUCGUGACUGUGACAACUAUAGCCUCCAAAGUGAACAGGGCACAUUGUCCAGUAAAUGGAGGCCUCCUUCCAGGUCAAAACACAAUAUUGACCGGCUAAUGGGAGCUUUUGCCUCCCUGGAACUGAAAUGUCAGAAAAAGGAGGAAAUGACAGACUCCAGAACUUCCACGGUGGCCCGCCACUCGGACAAAGAGCCACUGCUGGGCCAGACGGAGUCAAAAUUACGCAGCUUCCUCAUGUUGCCUCUAGAGGGCAAAACCAAACGUAGCCAUUCUUUUGACAUGGGGGACUUUGCUACAUCUCAGUGUUGCACCUACCCAAAAAAGAUAACAAACAUUUGGACAAAGAGGAGCCUCUCAGUCAACGGCAUGCUUUUGCAGUAUGAUGACAAUGACCUAACAGGGGCAAAAGGGACUUUCGGGAGCUCAGAGUGGGUAAUGGAAAGCACGGUGUAAAUAUCAGUGUCUCCCCCCUCCUCUUCUCCCUUCAUAGGUUAUAAAGCAUGGUUUGCUUCAGGGCCAUGCAAUUGGAAAGAGAGUGGAGGAAAUGUUUUCAAUUGUACUGGCCAAAAAGAUAGACAAGCAAGUAAGUAACAGGGAUACUAAAAGAGCAAGAAGGUCAUGAAAUGUGAAUAGGCACGUAUGGCACCAUUCCUGUCUGGGCCCAACUAAACCAUGUGUGAAUGUUUCAAGGAAUUUGCUAGUUGUAUUUAGCAUUACUUUCCAAAAGUUACUUAGACUGUUGGUGAACCAUCACACAAGAUUAAACAAGGAGGAUGAAAAGGGGUUUAACAGGAGAAAUUUAAUUUUACAGGGUUUCUUUUCUUUUUUCUUUAAUUUUUUUUUAAAGGGCACCUCUUUCUUUUCUUUCAAACACAGAAAUACACUUCUGUGGAUAUGACUGGUGCUAGGAUAUAUCUGGUUGUUAUUGCAAAUGAUUUUCUCAAAAGUGCAGGCAUGGCACCCACAGGGACAGAUAAAAGCAAAUUGUUCAGCAUAAUCUCAUGGUGUUAACUGUGACAUCUGGGCAAACAAUAUUUGUUGUUGAGUCGGCUUUUGGUUGGGAUUUAUUUACUUCUGUUCUGUUUUGAUUUUUAUGGUUUGAGUUGCUUUUUCCCCACAACAGAAAGUAUGUUUCCAUACAUUUUUUGGUUUUGUUUUUAGUCUCAUCAAAUCCCCCAGAUUAAAAGGAGGUAUGUACAAAGGUCAAAUUCCUGACGUACUGUAUAAUCCACCCCCAAUACCACCCUUUCUGUCCUAGAAAAAAUUAAAUCUAGGGACAAAUAAAUUAUAAAAAAAGAAAUCAUCCUCUUCCUUCUAUCUUCAUAGUCUCUGUUUAUCAAUGCUCAAGGCAGAUUGCAGCAGCUAUUGGUAUCUGUAAGGGUGUUGCUAUCAAAGAUGGGAAAAAUAGUUAUCAAGAUUUCCUACUAAAGGAUAAAGCAAGGGAAAACAAAAGUAGCUCUACAUUAUGAAUAUUAGUGGCUUCUAGUGAAGGUCACACUGCCACUCUAACUGCCAAAGAAAACACUGACCCUAUUGUGACAAAAGCUCCUUGUCCGUACAAUCACCGUGACACAGCUUGACUGUACCAAGUAGCGCCACAAGAAAAUUAAGUUUUUGUGUAUUUCAGGGGAUUGGGUAUGUUCCAAGUUAGCCACAGCAACUGAGUUCAAUUUGGGUAUCUCAGAGCAGAGGGUCUCCCAUGUGCCCCCUGCAUUACAUACAGCCCUUCCCCAGUCCCUGGUGUACUCCUGCUUCCCUGUCUCAUCCUCAGGAAGAUACUUGCUGACUAAUAACAGGAGCUGUUUAGGACUUGUAAACUGAUUCUCAGAUUAGUUUUUGGUAAGUGUUGCUGUGGCUGUAGAAAUACACAUGGCCAAUCCAGCUGAACUGAUUGUCCUUAACAAUUUUACUGUGAUUUCCAGCAUUCUGGUGGCUACUGCAACUGUCCUAUCAUUUGUUUAUUAAUUCUUUGGCUCUCAAUGAUCAGCUGUCGGGAACCAUUCUGAAAUUGCACAUUGUUACUAUUAUUUACAUCGAUUUUGUAAAAGAUAUGAAGAAAGGGUGCAAGGUACAGAGAAAAUAACACAUGAAAAAAACUUUAUGUAUAUUUUUUUUAAAGGUUCAGAGAUAUAUUGUGACAUGGCUGUGUACUUGAUCUUGUAUUCGUCAUGUUUCCUACUUGGAGUUUUAAAUAAUGA